UUGAGAUGCGGAAGUGAUUGUCAGAUGAUUUAGGUCAUGUGGUGUAGCUCGAUUAGACGAUUUCUAAACAGUGUGUAGUGUAAGGCAAGUAUAAUUCGUUUGAAUCUCUACGCGAACUCAUCAGUCUUGGAAACUCGUAUUCCAGCAUGCAGAACGUCAUAAACUCGGUGAAAGGAACUGCUUUGGGGGUGGCAGAGUUUUUAACGCCAGUUUUGAAGGAAUCUAAAUUUAAAGAAACUGGGGUUAUAACUCCAGAGGAGUUUGUUGCAGCAGGAGAUCAUCUGGUUCAUCACUGCCCCACAUGGAAAUGGGCAUCUGGAGAAGAAGCAAAGGUGAAGCCCUAUCUGCCCAAAGACAAACAGUUUCUAUUAACCCGAAAUGUUCCUUGUUACAAGCGCUGUAAACAGAUGGAGUACUCUGAUGAGCUGGAGGCCAUCAUAGAAGAGGACGAUGGAGACGGGGGAUGGGUGGAUACCUAUCACAACUCUGGUGUUACAGGGGUGACAGAAGCAGUUCGGGAAAUCUCAUUGGAUAAUAAGGACAAUAUGAAUAUGAACGUGCAGACGGGUGCCUGUGGAAAUGGUGAUGACGAUGAUGAUGAGGAAGGAGAGCCAGCAGACAUGGAAGAAUAUGAAGAAAGUGGACUUUUGGAGACAGAUGAUGCCACUCUUGACACAAGUAAAAUGGCUGAUUUAAGUAAAACCAAAGCAGAGGCUGGUGGGGAAGAUGCCAUUCUACAGACAAGAACUUACGAUCUUUACAUCACAUAUGACAAAUAUUACCAGACACCAAGACUAUGGCUUUUUGGAUAUGAUGAGGACAGACAGCCUCUAACGGUGGAUCAGAUGUAUGAAGACAUCAGCCAGGAUCACGUUAAAAAAACAGUCACCAUUGAGAAUCACCCUCACCUCCCCCCACCUGCUAUGUGCUCUGUGCAUCCAUGCAGACAUGCGGAGGUGAUGAAAAAGAUUAUCGAGACUGUGGCGGAAGGAGGAGGAGAACUUGGGGUCCAUAUGUAUCUUCUGAUUUUCCUAAAAUUUGUGCAAGCUGUCAUUCCUACAAUAGAAUAUGAUUACACAAGGCAUUUCACAAUGUAACUUGCUGUUCACCAUUACGCCUACAACUAUGACAACAUGUAUUGUGACUGCAUUGAGGAAGCAGCAACAGUAUAAAACUCAAUAGACACUGUCCUGGAAAGAUGCUGGGAAUGUUCUAUGAAAUGCCUGGGAAGGGGAUCUGUCAAGUCUGAUGGUUAGCCACACACAUUUAAAUCCAGUUUUCCCUACUAUUGUUCAGCUUAAUCUCUGUAUUAGCCACUUGCUCUUAAUGCUGUACUGAAACUAAAAAUGUUUUGUUUUAUAUUUACGUUUCCAAAAAAACUGUGCGACAUAUAACAAGCCAUUUUAAUGGCAAAUAAUAAAUGGCUGUCAAAAUA
Ctenopharyngodon idella (grass carp) is the source of this 1435-nucleotide messenger RNA. It is a transcript of the gene atg3, whose product is annotated as autophagy related 3. Gene Ontology annotation, cellular component: cytoplasmic ubiquitin ligase complex; cytosol. Gene Ontology annotation, molecular function: Atg8-family ligase activity. The record is from RefSeq and is a predicted model, not a curated record. The transcript has 12 exons. Bases 147 to 1097 code for a protein of 316 amino acids. Gene Ontology annotation, biological process: autophagosome assembly; nucleophagy; autophagy of mitochondrion. NCBI's taxonomy places the organism in Eukaryota, Metazoa, Chordata, Actinopteri, Cypriniformes, Xenocyprididae.